UCUGCAUCUUUUCAGGAAUUACGACGCCUCAAUUUGGCUGAUAAUUCAAUUGGGGAAUUGGUGCAACGCAUAUUUUUCAUGUUAAGCAAAUUGAAAUAUCUGGAUUUGAGUGGUAAUCCGUUGCAAGAGCUGCCACCAGAUGUCUUUCGCGAUGUGCCUCAACUGAAAGUAUUCAAAUGCCGCAACUGUCAAUUGAAGAAAAUCAAUCCACAGCUAUACAAUUUAUUACCACAAUUGACUGAACUCGAUUUGGGAAGAAAUGAGUUUAAAUUUCUUGACAAGGAUGAAUUUCGUGACAUCAAACAUUUAAGGAAACUUCAAUUGGACGGUAAUCAAUUGUCUGUGGUUGUCGAUGAACUAUUCCGUUCACAGAAAAAUCUUCAACAUUUGGAUUUGUCCUACAAUCGUUUGGCCAAAGUUCCCAGCGAUUCAUUUCUUAGUUUGACUAAUUUGACUUUUCUGGAUUUGUCGUAUAACAAAUUGGUGCGUUUAGAACCGCAGUCAGUGAGGCGUCUCAGCCAUUUGCAAACUCUGAAUAUAAGUGGCAACGUGCACAUGAAUCUCAAUGAAAUACGAGAGACAUUUGAUCUAUUGCCGCACCUGACACAUCUUUCGAUUGCCGAUAUGAAUAUAUUGCCGGUUGGUUUGUUAAAUCCAUUUAAACAUUUACGUUAUUUGAAUAUAUCCGGUAAUCAUUUGGAUGUUAUGUCCUUGCAAGUCAUUGAGCCCUGCCAGGAGCUAGAGUUCCUCGACCUCUCUCGCAAUCAAUUACAUGGCAUUAAUGAAGAACUUGUGUUGCGUAUCCAAGCUAUUCGCAAUGUUCGAUUGGAUAAUAAUCCGCUGAUAUGUGAUGAGUGUCACAUGGGCAAACUAAUUGAUGUUGUACGACAGUUACAAUGGAAAUGGGAAACAUAUCCGAUUUGUUUUCUACCCAAAACUUUACGGGGUGCCGAAAUAACAGACUUGGAUGCAAAUGGUCUGGAUUCCUGUUUGGAAUAUAUUACCGAUGAGGAACAGAAUGCUGCAAGUACAUCGCACAAUUUUCUUGAAGCUG
Musca vetustissima is the source of this 1054-nucleotide messenger RNA. RefSeq names its product toll-like receptor 6. The annotation marks the transcript as partial. Gene Ontology annotation, cellular component: plasma membrane. The transcript is spliced from 7 exons. NCBI's taxonomy places the organism in Eukaryota, Metazoa, Arthropoda, Insecta, Diptera, Muscidae. The record is from RefSeq and is a predicted model, not a curated record. Gene Ontology annotation, molecular function: protein binding.